Messenger RNA from Funneliformis caledonium, 185 nucleotides. Lineage: Eukaryota; Fungi; Glomeromycota; Glomeromycetes; Glomerales; Glomeraceae. The record is from the annotation of a GenBank genome assembly.
AGCAUGUUCCUAAGACUCUUAAUAGCGUUCCUAUUACGACUAUUCGAAAGUUUGCACGUAAAUCGUGGAGGUAUAUGGAUGCAUAUGACAGGGGACUAGAGGGCAGGACCGCUGAAUGGGCUGUUAAUAAAUACAAGUCACACCGUCGGUUACCAGAAAAUAUUGAAAGAAUGAUGGAUGAUUAG